AUGAAGACUGGUAUCCUACUUAUGUUCCUUUGGGGAUUAUCCUGUGCUCUCCCAGUUGCCAGGUAUCAAAAUACUGAAUCUGAGAGCUCUGAGGAGUGGAAGGGCGACUUGGCUCUGUCACCACCACCUCCCGUGGAGAACAAUGAAUCAUCAGAAGAAAGUAAAGUUAGCUCAGAGGAACAGGCAAAUGGUGGCCCCAGCAACAGCACCGAGUCAGAAGAGGACCUGGGCUCUGAUGGUGAUCAGUAUGUUUAUAGAGCAGCUGGUGGUAUCGCUAGGAGUGCAGGAAUAGACGAUGGUAAGGAAGAUGAUGAAGAUGAAAGCGGAGAUGACACCUUUGGUGAUGAAAACAACAGUCCAGGGCCUGCAGAGGGACAAGCGGGAGGAAACUCCAGACUUGACAGUGACGAGGACUCUGCAGACACCACACAAUCCAGUGAAGACAACAUCUCACAGGAGGACAGUGUCCAAGAUACCCCCAGUGACAGCAGGGACCUCGACAGUAAGGAUGAGACAGACAGCAGGCCUGAGGCAGGUGACUCUACUCAGGACAGUGAGAGUGAGGAGCCUUGGGUAGGAGGUGGCAGUGAGGGGGAGAGUAGCCACGGGGAUGGCUCUGAGUUUGAUGAUGAAGGAAUGCUGAGCGAUGAUCCAGACAGCACCAGGAGUGAUGGAGGCCACUCCAGAGUGAGCAGUGCUGGUGUUAGGUCAAAAGACUCUAAAGGGGAUAGCAAGCAGACAAGCACCCAGGAUUCAGAUGACAGCCCGUCCAUGGAGUAUCCCAGCAGCAAGUUCUUCAGAAAGGCCCACAUUUCUGAGGAAGAUGACAGAGAUGAGCUUGCUGACAGCAACACUAGGGAAGUCCAGAGCGACUUCACAGAGAACACCAACUCUGAGGAAGCUGGCCUCAGCCAAUCCAAGGAGGAAAGCAGGAGCGAGUCUCAGGAGGACACAGCUGAGACUCAGUCCCAGGAAGAUGGUCCAGAUGGACAAGACCUCAGCAGUGAGUCCAGUGAAGAAGCUGACCGUCCAUCCCAGGAGAGCAACAGUGAGUCUCAGGAAGAUGUGGCCAGCGAGUCGAGGGGUGACAACCCAGAUAACACUAGCCAGACGGGAGACCAGGAAGACAGCGAGUCCAGCGAGGAAGACAGCCUGAACACAUUCUCUAGUUCGGAAAGCGAAUCCAGAGAGGAGCAGGCAGACAGCCAGUCCAACGAGAGCCUCAGAUCCUCGGAGGAAAGCCGGGAGUCAGCAGAGGAUGGGGACAGCUCCAGCCAGGAAAGCCUCCAGUCUCAGAGCACCUCAGCAGAGAGUAGGAGUGAGGAAAGCCGGUCUGAGCAGGACAGCCGCUCUGAGGAAGGGGCUGACAGUGACUCUCAGGACAGCAGCAGAUCCAAAGAAGACAGCAACUCUGCGGAGAGCACAUCCAGCAGUGAGGAAGAUGGCCAGCCCCAAAACAUGGAGGUGGACAGCAGAAAACUAACAGUGGACACUUAUCACAACAAACCCAUUGGGGACCAGGAUGACAACGACUGCCAGGACGGCUACUAGCGCUGGCUUUCCUGAGAGGUAGCUCUCACAGAAAGGGCUUUUGGGGCUUAGGAGUAGGGAAAUCAUUACAACCAUAAUUUAUUGAUGCUUUUAUCAGAAAGAAAACUAGGGCCAUUUCUUUCUGCAAGGA
Nannospalax galili (Upper Galilee mountains blind mole rat) is the source of this 1681-nucleotide messenger RNA. It is a transcript of the gene Dmp1, whose product is annotated as dentin matrix acidic phosphoprotein 1. Bases 1 to 1551 code for a protein of 516 amino acids. Gene Ontology annotation, biological process: extracellular matrix organization; ossification. Gene Ontology annotation, molecular function: extracellular matrix binding. The record is from RefSeq and is a predicted model, not a curated record. Gene Ontology annotation, cellular component: extracellular matrix. The transcript has 5 exons. Lineage: Eukaryota; Metazoa; Chordata; Mammalia; Rodentia; Spalacidae.